ACCCCCAUGCCUCUUCGUUCGGCUCGUCAUAGUGAUACAUUGGUCUAGGGAGAGGGGACAGCCCGCACGUGUUCUCUGCCAAUCGACGCGACGGUGGGCUUGACGGGCUGGCUGUUUUUUGACAGGAUAGGAAUAAAGGUGGAUAGGACACUCCGGACAUGAAAAUCUUCUGGAACAGAAAAACAGAAGGAAAUUCCCAUUGGCAACGACAAGUUGAACAAAAGACUUUCUAGGCAACAAUGGGAUUUUUGAAAGGUUUGAAGAGAACGGUUUUUGACCAGAGCUCAAUUGUACCAAGUGCCCCUGCGGCACCGCAAGGUAAACCACCUUCGGAAAGAUCUAUAUAUCAAUCGAGAGAGAACUUCGGGGUUAAUUUUGGAUCACUAUUCGUAUUAGAGAAGUACAUUUUUGAUGAGAUGUAUAUUGAUGGUACUACCGUUGAGUUGGAUGCAAUUGCCAAAUACGUGGAAAAAAAUGGUGUCGACAACGCCCGGAGCAAGAUGGAGGCGCAUUGGACCAGCUACUGCAGUGACGAUGACUGGGCGUGGUUGAGAGAUAGAGGUAUCCAGUCAAUCAGAAUUCCUCUAGGCUACUGGACUGUUGCCGAUGGUGGAUUUACUAAAGGCACCAGCUUUGAAAAGGUCCGUCAAGUGUAUUCAAAUGCGUGGAAAAUCUUCAAACAGUACUAUGUCGAAAAAGCGAAACAGUAUCAAAUAUCUAUUCUGGUAGACUUACAUGCUUUGCCAAAAGGGGCAAAUACAGGGGAUCACAGUGGCGAGUGUUUCAAGUCUGCAGGCUUUUGGUCCGACAGUUCUUGCAUUAACCGGGCUGUUGAUGUCGUGACCUUUAUCGCAAAAGACUUGAAGAACUAUGAUAACAUAUCAGGUAUUCAGAUCGUCAAUGAAUCCGUGUUUGAUAACAACCCAGUCGGACAAGAAAAAUACUACGUUAAGGCAACCAACGCCAUCAGGAAUGAGAAUGCUGACAUCCCUAUUGUAAUCAGUGAUGGCUGGUGGGCAGACCAAUGGGUAAAGUUUUUACAAAAGUCAUCAAACGGAGACAUAGGAAGCCUCGGGGUAGUCAUUGAUGAUCAUGUUUAUCGGUGCUUCAGUGACGACGAUAAAAAAAAGAACGUGGACCAACUAAUCAACGACCUGGAUUCUUCCGUUCUCGCCGGCUUAUCAGCUGAAGCAGACUUUAUAAUCGGUGAAUACUCUUGCGUGCUAGAUUCACAAACUUGGGACAACUCACAAGGUGCAAACAGAGAUGACAAAGUCAGAGAGUUUGGAAAUAAAGAAAUCCAGACAUUCAAAAACAGGGCCAAAGCAGGGUCUUAUUUCUGGACUUAUAAGUUUCAGCACGGUGAUGGUGGGGAAUGGGGGUUGAUUCCCAUGAUGAAUAAAGGAUGCAUUCCUCCAAGGAAUAGAGCCGUUACCCUACCUUCUCAGGAAAUUUUUGAAAAAGCGUUUAACGAGAAUUUUCAAGGGCACAUGGAUUAUUGGCAAUCUCAGAACCCGAAUGAAAAAUACGAAGGUUGGCGGUAUAAAGAGGGUUUUGUCACUGGUUGGAAUGAUGCUCUGGAAUUUGCCAAGUUUGGUAAUUCUCGUAUAGGAAGAGUGGUGGCCUGGAAAUCUGCACGUAGAGCAGAGCACAUUAAAGCAAGGGGGAAAAGUAACUUUUUAUGGCAAUGGGAAGCUGGCUUUCAAGAAGCUUUGGACAGAUUUAGCUCCUGCUGUUGAGAAAGCUUUUUGGUAGCCAAUUUUAAUCACAUGUAUGAUACUUGAGCAACAGCACUUAUCGAGUUUACCAUUUUUUACACCUCUGUUGGGUUGAGUUUUUUACUGAAUGUAAGUCUAUUAGGAAUUUAUUUGGAAAAUUGAUCUCAUGUGUAAUUUUUUGAAAUACACUGAACACUUCAACCAUGUUUAACAAAAUGUUACUAAAUUUAGAAAACAAUUACGUA
Molecule: messenger RNA, 1963 nt
Organism: Pichia membranifaciens NRRL Y-2026
Lineage: Eukaryota; Fungi; Ascomycota; Pichiomycetes; Pichiales; Pichiaceae
Exons: 1
Coding region: 240-1739 (499 amino acids)
Biological process (GO): glucan catabolic process
Cellular component (GO): cell surface; extracellular region
Molecular function (GO): glucan endo-1,6-beta-glucosidase activity
Source: RefSeq, a predicted model, not a curated record